AUGAAGGUUUCUGGCCUCUUUGCUUUGCUCUUGGUGGUUGGAGCAACUGUGAUGUUCUUUAACAUCUUAAGUCCAACAAGGGCCUUUGGGACACCUGAUUUUAUUGAAACCAACAGUGGUGAUAAAGCCUCACGGAUUGCAGAACGGAGGAAAUUGAAGGUAUGA
Molecule: messenger RNA, 165 nt
Organism: Vigna umbellata (rice bean)
Lineage: Eukaryota; Viridiplantae; Streptophyta; Magnoliopsida; Fabales; Fabaceae
Source: RefSeq, a predicted model, not a curated record